AUGAGAAGAAUGAAGUCAAAGGAACUUCUCGCUUUCACAGAGCUACUCGGAAUCAUUAGCACGGCUGGGUUAGUAGCGGCAGAGACAGCCGGCUUCGUUCAAUUGCCUGUUUCGCGCAGUACAGCUCCAACGGUGUCAACCUUAAAGAAGAGAGCUGCCAAUCUUUCGCUCACUAGGACCUUUGACAAUGAAACUUACGUGGUGAAUGUCGACAUCGGCACACCAAAGCAGCGAGUCCAACUUGCCGUCGAUGUUGGCUCCUACGUUACUUGGGCGAUUAGUGAUUGCGAACCUAACUACUUCUACAAGGAAGAAUGCAAGGCCCUUGGGACAUAUAACAGGUCAACUUCCAGUACUAGUGACUAUGUUCCUGUUUCGUACGAAGAAUCUUGGUUAAACAACGAUGACGGAAGUUCCUAUUCGUUGAACUACGCCUCGGAUGAUUUCACCAUUGCGGGAGAAAACACUCUUAAAAAUAUCACCUUUGGCGUCUACGAUGAUGCAAGCACAAGGAACUAUGGUUCUCUCGGUCUUGGCUUUGGCCAAGGAGUAAACAGCAAUUACUCCAAUGUGGUCGAUGAGCUCGUGCUCCAGGGUGUGACACAGACCAGGGCGUUUAGUCUGGCCCUCGGCACAAACGAUAGUCCCAAUGAUGGAUCGUUAGUUCUUGGUGGCAUCGACAGUAAAAAGUUCUCGGGCGCCCUCCAGAAAGUACCUGUCAUUGAACCCCCGACAUACCCGAUCGACUAUUCAGAAUAUAGGUAUUGGAUGAACGUCGAUAAGCUCACCUUGCGAGGCGAUGAUGGCAACAUGACUUCCUACCCUGGAUUCAAGGCGAUGACGCAUUCCAUGGACGAAGUCAGUUAUCUCCCUCUUGACAUCGUCAAUCAAGUCGCCGCAGCAUAUGGUAUCCGCAACACUAGCGCUUGGACGGACAAAUGGUACAUAAUCCCUUGCCAAUACAGGGAUACUGUAAAAGGAUCACUCGACUUCCAGUUCGGUUCCUUGAACGUCAGUAUUCCUUACUCCAAAUUCAUUGUUUCGAGCACACAACUCGAAGAGAUUGAAUACGAAACGGCGCCUGAGCUUUGCUACCUAUCUAUUUUCCCGUGGGAUGAUUACUACCUCGAUAAGAUCGAUUUCUACUAUUUGGGUCACUCAUUUUUGAGAGCUGUAUAUGCUGUAUAUGAUCAAGAUAACCGAGCUGUGUGGUUAGCCAAUCGAAACGAUUGCGGUAGUGAUAUCAAGGGAAUCACAGCUGAGGAGAUUUCGAUAAGUGGAGUCAAUGGGCAAUGCGAUGGGUCAGGCCUUAACGCGAUCUCCUCCAAUGCAACUGCCACCGACGACAAACCAAGUUCAAGUGUCAGUCUUCGAGCGCCAACAUGGCUUUUGGUCAUUGCUGGCUUUAUCUGGUUAGCCGUAGGCUGUUGA
Truncatella angustata is the source of this 1431-nucleotide messenger RNA. RefSeq names its product aspartic peptidase domain-containing protein. The transcript is spliced from 3 exons. Lineage: Eukaryota; Fungi; Ascomycota; Sordariomycetes; Amphisphaeriales; Sporocadaceae. Gene Ontology annotation, biological process: proteolysis. The coding region runs from base 1 to 1431 and encodes 476 amino acids. Gene Ontology annotation, molecular function: aspartic-type endopeptidase activity. The record is from RefSeq and is a predicted model, not a curated record.